Grammomys surdaster is the source of this 2123-nucleotide messenger RNA. It is a transcript of the gene Dynlt3, whose product is annotated as dynein light chain Tctex-type 3. Bases 52 to 402 code for a protein of 116 amino acids. NCBI's taxonomy places the organism in Eukaryota, Metazoa, Chordata, Mammalia, Rodentia, Muridae. The transcript has 5 exons. Gene Ontology annotation, biological process: microtubule-based movement. Gene Ontology annotation, cellular component: cytoplasmic dynein complex; cytoplasm; kinetochore. The record is from RefSeq and is a predicted model, not a curated record. Gene Ontology annotation, molecular function: dynein intermediate chain binding.
GAGGAGCUGGACCGGAGGUUUGCUCCGCCCCAAGGGACUAAGGAAACCACCAUGGAAGGGUACCAACGGCCCUGCGACGAGGUUGGCUUCAAUGCUGAUGAAGCACAUAAUAUAGUCAAAGAGUGUGUUGAUGGAGUCUUGGGUGGCAAUGAUUACAAUCAGAAUGACAUCAAUCAAUGGACUGCGAGCAUAGUGGAACAAUCCCUUGCACAUUUGGUCAAACUGGGAAAAGCUUACAAGUACAUUGUGACCUGUGCAGUAGUCCAGAGGAGCCCAUAUGGAUUUCACACAGCCAGCUCCUGCUUUUGGGAUACAACAUCUGAUGGAAUCUGUACCGUCAGAUGGGAGAACCGGACCAUGAACUGCAUCGUUAAUGUUUUUGCAGUUGCAAUUGUCCUGUAACCUGUAACGCACUAAACGUGUUGGGUUAAGGCCCUUAACUUAAGUUUGUGAGUGUAUUCUUUCUAAAAAGAGUAACAAUUACUUAUUAACAUGCUAGAUGACAAGUGUGCAAUAUGCUUCAAAGCUAUCAACAGAGAACUGAAUAUUGUAAGCAGAAGUCUAAUAGGAUGUUGGCAGAUUAUCUCGUAUUCUAUACAGCAUCAUUUAAGAACAUAAAAUGUUAGCCGACAAUUAAUGCAGAAAUAUGGCUGACCUAAGAAUAGAAUUUUCUACUAAUACAAGCCUUUCCUGGCAUUAUGUUCCAACAAAGAUGGGGAAAUCUAUUUAGAUAUUAACAUUAUCAUUAACUAGAAAACACAACAGGGAUAAAUAUAUGAACAAAAAAGUACAAGAAGAAAUGCAGAGAAAAUGACAUGAAUUAGCUAAUACCUUUCUGGUUUAAGUAUUUUUGCUUUGUUGAAUUGCAUAUAGUAGUUCAUGGAAAGUAAUUUACACACACAUACACUCAUUCCCUCUUUUCUCUCCCUCUCCCCCCGCCCCUCGCCCCAUCUAAUGUAAUCGUAGCUGCUGUGACUAACUAGUUUUGUUUUCCUGCAAACUGACAAACCCAUUGAUUUUUAAUGUCAGUUUCUUACAUUUUACACUUGAGGUGGAAUUAAAUACGAUCGACCUAGUUGAGUAUAUGAUCAGCAUUCUCUGACUCAGACAACUGCCUUACAAUCCAGUCCUUCCACGAGGGACAGCUAUCUAUGGACUGUGUGCUCUGCAGGUUUCUCUGCCAGACAGACAGCUCUUAACGUGGUGUUCACGUGUCAAGUUUGUUUUGGCAGCUGUUCAGUUGGAAAAUCAGUGUUUAUGUUUGAAGGAGAACAAAAAAAAGAAAGAAAGGAAGGAAGAGAAUCUGGCCCUCCAUGGAAAAUUAACCAGAAGGAAAGCACUAAUUGGUAACAGAAUUAUAGAUACAGUUUUUAAGGGUUGCUUCCCACAAAGUAAUACAUCAAAUAUGCAACUCUUCCUUAAAGGCCUUAUUAGUAGUCUUAGGUAUACAGUAAUAAAUUUUAUCAUUGAAUUAGUUUCAACUAUGUGUGACUAAUUUAAAAUACUUAGGUAGAAUUAGGACAAGUGAAGUAGAAUAAACAUUAAAAGUGAACAAUCAUUAGCAGGUUAUCUAAUAUCUCAGGGCUUAUGAAAUAUAUUUCAAUUUAUUAAAAUCAAAGAUAAAUAUUAGGAUACACAGCUGGCCACCAAAUGCAAAAUCAGUCUGCCAUUUAACCUACAAAAUGAAAUCAAUUUCUCCUAUUGCCAUUGUCACGCAGUCUGUGUGAACACUGGAAUCACAUGUCAUUGAAUUUUUAGGGUAAGGAAAAGUUUAGUAUUAAUGGCAACAACAUUAAGACAGGAUUCUUACAUGAGGACUAUGCAUGUGGUUGACAUUUUUCAGAAUAACUGUAAUGACAAGAAUGCAAAGAUAGGGUUUAAUGAGGUGACCUGUAGCUUUGGCACAUCUAGAGUUCUUUGUCAUUACCUUUAUGUUAUUUUAUGCUGCUGGCUCUUGUACCUCGGGAGAUCGUAACAGUGACCAAAUUAUCUGUGCGGUUAAGGCUUAUUCUUUGAUUAUUGUUGUUGAAGUCUCGUUUUAAAAUUAUCAAAUCAUACCUCGUGAGCUUGCUAUCUGCUGUUCCUAGUUAAAAAUAUAAUAAAGACUAUCUUAUUGUGCUGAA